Acomys russatus (golden spiny mouse) is the source of this 240-nucleotide messenger RNA. Its product is annotated as transmembrane protein 258-like. Lineage: Eukaryota; Metazoa; Chordata; Mammalia; Rodentia; Muridae. The transcript has a single exon. Bases 1 to 240 code for a protein of 79 amino acids. Gene Ontology annotation, cellular component: membrane-bounded organelle. Gene Ontology annotation, biological process: protein N-linked glycosylation. The record is from RefSeq and is a predicted model, not a curated record.
AUGGAGCUCGAGGCCAUGAGCAGGUAUACCAGCCCAGUGAACCCGGCUGUCUACCCACACCUAACUGUGGUACUUCCGGUCAUCCGCAUGUUCUUUAUCGCCUGGUUCUUUGUUUACGAGGUCACCUCCAUCAAGUGCACAUGUGACAUCUACAAAGAGCUCCUCAUCUCCUUGGUGGCCUCAUUCUUCAUGGGCUUUGGAGUCUUGUUCCUCCUGCUCUGGGUCAACAUCUAUGUAUGA